This is a messenger RNA of Branchiostoma floridae (Florida lancelet), 1775 nucleotides long. RefSeq names its product complement C1q and tumor necrosis factor-related protein 9B-like. The record is from RefSeq and is a predicted model, not a curated record. The transcript has 3 exons. Bases 97 to 852 code for a protein of 251 amino acids. Gene Ontology annotation, molecular function: protein binding. Lineage: Eukaryota; Metazoa; Chordata; Leptocardii; Amphioxiformes; Branchiostomatidae.
GAGAAAAAAAGCGGCUUUUAAAACAAAUAUCACUAGUGCCCCCUGCCCAUAAGAAGUUGACUCCAGUCUUCACUAGGAGCGAAACACAUCAACCUGAUGGCCGGAACAAGCUCCAGAGCGCUUCUCGCUGUAGCUAUUUAUGCUCUGAUUGGACACAUGACCGUUCCGAUCCUUGCCGAAGAGGAGGAGGUUCGUGUAGAGGACGGUUCCUGUCCGAAACAGUUCUACAACAACCAGAACAUCACGGUGGUGACACCGCCCGGGCCUGUCGGACCUAAAGGGGACAUGGGACCCACAGGUGAGAAGGGUGAGCCAGGUGAGAAGGGCCGGAGAGGAGCUCCAGGCGAGACAGGUCCGGUCGGACCGGCAGGUGAAAAGGGAGACAAAGGUGAGCAGGGACCGGCAGGUGAGAAGGGGAUACCUGGAAACCUACUCACUCCACCUGUCGUGGCGUUCUCCGUGGCAAGAACGACCAGCCUUAGAAAUCCUGGGGUGGACACGGUGCUGACGUAUGACGUCAUCCUUAGCAACGUGGGCGAGGACUACGACGAAGAGACGGGGAAGUUUGUCGCAGAGGUGGGAGGCGUCUACUUUUUCACUUUCACCGGCAUGACAGUCUGGUCACCUGGGAAAGACUACUUCAUCAGUCUGAAGAAGAACGGAGAGAAGGUGGUCAACCUGCACGAACACAACGGCAACGAACGUCAGCACCAGUCCAGCAGUAACAGCGCCAUCUUUCAGCUGCAGGCUGGGGACGAGGUUUGGGUGGAGAUGAAGGGAUUCGACAACAGUUUGUUUAGUAAUGACGACUGUUACCUCACGUUUAGCGGGUUCCUCAUCCACGCUGUCUGAGAGUAAGGUCAAGGAAAACCAUGUGUCAUACAGAAAUGUCUAAGGUGCGCGGUCACAUAGGUCGUGAGAUCGUCGUACGAUCGCUAUCUUCGGGCAUUUUGGAGAACAAUCGUGUACGUCUCCUACAACGUUCAACUGUUUUGGUACACAAAACGCUGUUUUGGACCCAUGUCGGUGGUUCGCUCUGUCGUGUCCGACGACCUGCUUGAAAAUCCUAUGGCAUCAAAGUCGUACGACGAUCGCACGACCUAUGUGACCGCGCCCUCACAAACGUUAUAUGAUUACAAACUAGGGGUAUCAUUAGAAUAGGCAUGCAUGUUUCUUGCAAAAGUUCAGCUAUAUUGUUACCGAAAAGGCUGUCUUAGAUCCUUGACGGCGCUUGGUUCUGUCAUGCACGACCUGUUUGAAAAUCCUACGAAAUCAAAUCAUACGACGACCUACCGCGAAUGUGACUGCACUUUGGUUUCAGAAGACAUAAUCAUAGUAAUAGAUAUUUGCGUAGAAUAGAAUAGAAGCCGAAUCUUUGUUUUCCUAUGGAAAUAUUGUAUUGUGGUUUGUAGUGUUUGUGAUAUUCUUGGUUAUAUUGAGUUAAAUCCAUUGUUUUGACAACUGAUGUUUAUGGAAAAUAAAAUCUUUCUUCAAGUUCUUGAAUGAAAACAAUUUGCCCUACAAUGAUUGAAGUGCACUUUGGUUUUCGAAGCCAUGCGUUACAAAAAUGUAAAACCUUUGUGAUCCUAUGGUUUUGAGUCAUCAGUAAUUUAUUCUCCUACAUGUCCGGUUGUAGCUAUAGAGGAGGAAUAGCUCUUUUCGUUUAUCAAGAAAACAGCUUGGUAUAUGUCCAUUUUGUAGACAAUGUUGUGUUUGUCUUUACUGAUGUUGAUCGGAAACAUGGGCUUGAAAUCUCAACAUCAGAAACUUGAAUA